Molecule: messenger RNA, 11508 nt
Organism: Melospiza melodia melodia
Lineage: Eukaryota; Metazoa; Chordata; Aves; Passeriformes; Passerellidae
Product: mucin-5AC-like
Exons: 31
Coding region: 1-11508 (3835 amino acids)
Cellular component (GO): extracellular matrix
Molecular function (GO): protein binding
Source: RefSeq, a predicted model, not a curated record
AUGGCCCUUGCACUGUCCCUCAGAGGCGGUCAGAUUGGAAUCCAAAUAGGAAGUCAGUUCUCUGGAGGUCUUCUACAGAAACAGAAUGCUUCUUUCGGAAUUUCAGCUAGCUUCAACAUCUUCCCAUCACUGCUGACAAAUGUAGCAAUAACACCUGCUAAUCCUGCUCACAAUGGCCGUGUGUGCAGCACGUGGGGCAACUUCCACUUCAAGACCUUCGACGGGGACAUAUUCACCUUCCCCGGGCUCUGUAAUUACGUUUUUGCCUCCCACUGCAACGCUCCCUAUGAGGAUUUCAACAUCCAGAUUAGGCGUGAAGUGGUGGCAAACACUCCGACAAUCAACCGCAUCACCAUGAAACUCGAAGGUGUCGUUGCCGAGCUAACAAAAGAUGCUGUCAUGGUCGAUGGCAACAGAGUUCAACUGCCAUAUAGUCAAUCUGGUAUUACGAUAGAGAAGAGCAGCAUUUAUGUGAAGGUCGGCAGCAAAAUCGGUGUUGUGUUAUUGUGGAAUGAAAAGGACAGCAUUCUGCUGGAAUUGAAUGAGAAAUAUGCCAAUCAGACUUGUGGACUUUGUGGUGACUUCAAUGGCUUUCCCAUAUACAAUGAGUUCAUUUCAAACAAUAUUAAGAUGACAGCCUUGCAGUUUGGGAAUCUGCAGAAAAUGGAUGGGCCAACAGAACACUGUGAAGAUGCCACUUCUAUCCCAACAUAUAACUGCUCUGAUGAUCUUGAUGACAUAUGCGAGAAAACAUUGACCAGCUCUGCAUUUGCCGACUGUAAUGACCUAGUUGAUGUUAAAGACUACAUUAAGGCUUGCCAAGAUGACUUGUGCAGCUCUGAAGAAUCUAAAAACAGCUCGUGCAUCUGUGACACCAUUGCCGAGUACUCCCGGCAGUGUGCUCAUGCUGGUGGGCAGCCCCUGGACUGGAGAACUUCAAAACUGUGCCCCAAGACGUGUCCUUACAACAUGCAGUACCAGGAGUGCAACUCCCCCUGUACUGACACAUGCACGAAUCCUGAACGAUCUCUGUUUUGUGAAGAACACUGUAUCGAUGGCUGUUUCUGCCCCCCAGGGACUGUAUUUGAUGACAUCAACAAUUCUGGCUGCAUUCCCCAGCAGGAGUGCUCCUGUAUUUACAAUGGCAAAACCUAUGCUACAGGAGCUUCUUUUUCAGAACCAUGCCAGACCUGUACCUGUAAUGGGGGCCAGUGGAGCUGCCAGGACAAGUCCUGCCCAGGAACGUGCUCUGUAGUGGGAGGUUCCCACAUUUCCACCUAUGAUACGAAGCACUAUGAUCACCACGGAGACUGCACCUACGUCCUCUCUAAGGACUGUACAGAUGAAAAAUUUACCAUCCUGGCAGAACUACGCAAAUGUGGCCUGACUGACACUGAGACCUGCCUGAAGUCAGUGACCCUCAACAUGAAUAAAGGACAAACUAUUGUGGAGGUCAAACCUGAUGGCGGUGUGUUUGUGAACUCCAUCUACACCCAGCUGCCCAUUUCCGCAGCUAAUGUCACCAUGUUCAGACCUUCCUCAUUCUUCAUGAUCAUGGACACAAGCUUUGGCGUCCAGGUUGAAGUGCAGUUCACACCUGUGAUGCAAGUGUUUGUGCGUCUGGAUGCUUCUUUCAAAAACCAGACUUGUGGUCUCUGUGGAAAUUUCAAUAACAUCCAAAGUGACGACUUCAAGGUCAUAAGUGGAAUAAUUGAAGGAACAGCAUCAGCAUUUGCUAAUACAUGGAAAACUCAGGCCUCAUGCCCUAAUAUCCAGCAGAGUUUUGAGAAUCCUUGUGCACUCAGCAUUGAUAAUGAAAAAUACGCUCAGCAUUGGUGUGGACUGCUCACUGACAGCACAGGACCUUUUGCUGCUUGUCACUAUGCAGUGAAUCCCACUGUUUACCACACGAACUGCAUGUUUGACACAUGUAACUGUGAAAAUAGCGAGGACUGUCUGUGUGCAGCUCUGUCUGCCUAUGUGAGAGCUUGUGCUGCAAAAGGAAUCCAGCUGCAGGGAUGGAGGGCUGAUGUCUGCACAAAAUACACCACCUCAUGUCCCAAAUCCCUGAGUUACAGCUAUACCAUCUCUUCCUGCCAACCCACCUGCCGCUCUCUGAGUGAGCCUGAUGUCACAUGCAAUAUUAAGUUUGUCCCAGUUGAUGGCUGCACCUGUGUAAAUGGAACCUACAUGGAUGAGAGUGGCAAAUGUGUGCCUGCUAAUGAGUGCCCCUGCUACUACAAAGGAUCUCCUAUACCAUUUGGAGAAGUGGUCCAUGAAAAUGGGCGUGUAUGCACUUGUGUCCAGGGAAGACUGAAUUGCAUUGGAGCACCAAAUCCAACUUCAGUCUGUGAAUCUCCCAUGGUCUACUUUGACUGUAAAAACAGCACAGCAGGAACAACUGGAGCAGAAUGUCAAAAAAGUUGCCAGACUCUGGAUAUGCAGUGUUAUAGCUCACAAUGUACAUCUGGCUGCAUAUGCCCAGAUGGGCUUGUGUUAGAUGGGAAUGGUGGUUGUAUUCCUGAAGAGGAAUGUCCAUGUAUUCACAAUGAAGCCACGUAUCAGCCUGGAGAAAAGAUCGACUUCGACUGUAACACCUGUGUAUGCAAGAAUAGGAAGUGGGAAUGUACCAAAGAUCAAUGUCUGGGCACUUGUGCUGUUUAUGGAGAUGGUCAUUAUAACACCUUUGAUGACAAAAGGUUCAGCUUCAAUGGAAACUGUGAAUACACACUAGUCCAGGACCACUGUGGCAAAAGUGGCACAGUCAACGGGACCUUCAGGGUUGCCACUGAAAAUGUUCCCUGUGGCAACACUGGGACAACUUGCUCAAAGUCUAUCAAAGUUUUCUUAGAGAGCUAUGAGCUGAUCCUUGGCGAAGAGCGUGUCAGUGUCGUAAAGAGAGGGCAGAAUGACGAGGUGCCAUACACAGUCCGCUAUAUGGGGAUGUACCUGGUAAUUGAGACCAAAAGUGGGCUGAUCCUCAUGUGGGACAAGAAAACCAGCAUCUUCAUCAAGCUCAGCCCUCGUUUCAAGGGCCAGGUCUGUGGUCUCUGUGGAAAUUAUGAUGGCAACAGCGUCAAUGACUUUACUACAAGAAGUCAGUCUGUAGUAGAGAAUGUCCUAGAGUUUGGAAACAGCUGGAAAGUAUCCUCUACGUGCCCUGAUGCUUCCAGUGUCAAGGACCCAUGUUCUACCAACCCUUAUCGGAAGUCCUGGUCAGAGAAGCAGUGUAGCAUCAUCAACAGCAAUGUCUUUGCUGCCUGUCACUCUCAGGUUGAACCAGCAAAAUAUUAUCAAGCAUGUGUGACAGAUGCUUGUGCCUGUGACACUGGAGGAGACUGUGAUUGCUUUUGUACAGCAGUAGCUGCCUAUGCUCAAGCAUGCAGUGAAGUUGGUGUAUGCGUAGCCUGGAGAAGCCCAACAAUUUGUCCACUGUUCUGUGAUUACUACAAUCAGCAAGGAGAAUGUGAAUGGCACUAUAAGCCUUGUGGUGCUUCCUGUAUGAAGACCUGUAAGAACCCAAGUGGAAAAUGUCUCAAUGACCUGCCAGGUUUAGAAGGCUGCUACCCUAACUGCCCACCAGACAAGCCAUAUUUUCAUGAGGAUCAGAUGAAGUGUGUUAGUCUCUGUGACUGUUAUGAUGAUGAAGAUGGAAAGAUAUAUCAGCGAGAUGAAUGUAGUAUAUGUGAGUGCACAUCAGAAGGUUUACAGUGCAAGUUCGAUGAUAAAGCCUGCAACUGCAUUUAUGAAGGGAAUAGCUAUAAAUACGGUGAACUCAUCUACAACACCACAGAUGGAACUGGAUGGUGUUUCAGUGCAACAUGCGAUGUCAAUGGAACAAUAAGCAGAAACAUCUUUAAAUGUGGCAUUUUUACAACAACCCCAUUUACAUUUUCCACAAGUCAGCCCACAACUACUGUUUCAGAAAUUACAACUGCAACACCAGUGACAACUGUAUGCGUGAAAAAUGUCUGUGUGUGGUCAGAAUGGUAUGAUUCCACUCAGCCUGAAAACAAAGAGGACAGUGGAGAUUAUGAAACAUAUCAAAAUCUCAAGGAUAAAGGAUACAGUGUCUGUACAAACCCAAGCGAUGUUCAAUGCAGAGCCAAAGAAUACCCAGAUACUGAAAUUACCAACCUUAACCAAACAAUAGAGUGUAGUCAAAGCAGAGGAUUAAUAUGCAAUAACCAGGACCAAGAAUCCAAGCAGUGCUAUAAUUAUGAAAUCAGAAUAUCAUGCUGCAGAUACGUACCAUGUUCAGAAGCACAAACUACAACACCCACAACCACAAGAGAAUUCACAACUACUGCUGUAGAAUCAACACCAUUUACAGUACAGACAACAAUAAUACCAACAACACAAAAACAAGAAAGCGAAGUAACGACAACACCAAUGAGGGAACGAGACAGAACGACUCCUCAGAGUGAAACAUCAGUAACAGCAACAACAACCCAAGUCUCAACAACAGGAUACCAAAUCACAACUACGACAGCAGGAACCUCCACUGUGGUAACCCAAGCUCCAUCAUCACCCAAUACUUUUUCCACUCUCCCAGGGUCAACACUACAAACAACACCCGGCACCACAAUAACCUCCAGUACUACUGCCCUGCCAACACAAGGCACAACUAUCACUACACCUGGACCAAGAGUACCAACCCAAGGUACCACCAGUGCCAGCACCACCACAACUGCUGGGGAAAGGAGCACACAAUCUACAGAGGGAACUCUUCCAACGGUAUUAUCCACUGUUGCUGUUCAAACAACAUCAACAAUUGCUGCCUCCACCCCUGAAAUAAAAAUAAAAACAACAAUUGGUACCACAGUUGGCCCCAGCACCACGGGCUCAGCCACCGAGGAAACAACCAUCAUCGCUACCACCACCAGCACCUCUCCCCCUCAGACUGAAGGUACAACCAUCAUCAUCCCUACAACAACAAGAGAGCCCACGUCAGCCACAAGUACUGCCAGCACUUCCAGGACUACCGAGAGAAGCACCACAAGAGCCUCUGCCACCUCUGCUCCACGAGAAACCUCCACUGUGACAACCCAGGCUCCAACAUCUCCCACAACACCCUCUGAAGUUAAAAUAAGAACCACCACAGGAACCACAGCUGGCCUCAGCGCAACCAUCACCACUCCACCCACAACAACUGGGCCCACGCCAGCCACCACCACAAUCCGCAUCUCCAAUAGCACAGACAACUGCGUGGUGGAGCGCUGUGCCUGGACACAGUGGUUUAAUGUGGACUCCCCUACUCCAGGCAGUGAAAAUGGAGAUUCAGAGACAUUUGAAAACAUCAGAGCUGCUGGGUAUGAGCUGUGUGACAAGCCUCAAGACAUCAAGUGCCGAGCUAAAGACUACCCAGACUCAAUUGUAAAAAUAAUGGAACAGAAAUUUGACUGCAGCCUUGACAGGGGGCUUGUGUGCAGAAAUAAGGACCAGACUCUCAAGUACCCCACGUGCUUUGACUACGAGGUCUCAGUGCUGUGCUGUGACCGAAAACACUGCCAGACAACAGUACCAACCACAGCAACCACUGUAAGCACCUCCACAACACACAUCCCAGCAGAAACCACCACAAUAGAAACACGACCUGCAGAAACACCAACUGCUGUCAGCACACUUCCACAGCAAGUAAUAACAACCACCGUAGGAACAACAAGUACCCUCUCACCACAAGGAACCACCAUUGUCACCCCAAGAUACACAGAGCCGAUGAAAUUGAAAACCACCACAGGCAACACGGCUGUCCCCAGUACCACGGUUUCAGCUGGAGAGAGAACAACCAUCAUCUCUAUGACCACCAGCUCAUCUCCCCCUCAGACUGAAGGCACAACCAUCAUCAUCCCAACAACAAGAGAGCCCACACCAGCCACGAGCACUGCCAGCACCUCCAGGACUACCGAGAGAAGCACCACAAGACCCUCUGCCACCUCUGCUCCAGGAGAAACCUCCACAGUGGAAACUCAGGCUACAACAUCUCCCACAACACCCUCUGAAGUUAAAAUACGAACCACCACAGGAUCCACAGCAGGCCCCAGCACCACAGGCUCAGCCAGAGAGGAAACAACCAUCAUUGCUACCACCACCAGCACCUCUCCCCCUCAGACUGAAGGAACGACAACCAUCACCCCACCAACAACAACAGUGUCUACCCCAGCCACCAGCACUGCCAGCACCUCCAGGACCACUGCAGGAAGCACCACAAGACCCUCUGCCACCUCUGCUCCACGAGAAACCUCCACUGUGGCAACCGAGACUACAAGACCUCUCACAACAACCUCCAGAGUUAAAAUAAGAACCACAACAGGAAGCACAGCUGGCCCCAGCACCACAGGCUCAGUCGGACAGGAAACAACCAUCAUUGCUACCACCACCAGCACCUCUCCCCCUCAGACUGAAGGUACAACCACCAUCACCCCACCCACAACAACAGUGUCUACCCCAGCCACCAGCACUGCCAGCACCUCCAGGACCACUGCAGGAAGCACCACAAGAGCCUCUGCCACCUCUGCUCCAGGAGAAACCUCCACUGUGGCAACCGAGACUACAAGACCUCUCACAACAACGUCCAGAGUUAAAAUAAGAACCACAACAGGAAGCACAGCUGGCCCCAGCACCACAGGCUCAGUCGGACAGGAAACAACCAUCAUUGCUACCACCACCAGCACCUCUCACCCUCAGACUGAAGGUACAACCACCAUCACCCCACCCACAACAACAGUGUCUACCCCAGCCACCAGCACUGCCAGCACCUCCAGGACCACUGCAGGAAGCACCACAAGAACCUCUGCCACCUCUGCUCCACGAGAAACCUCCACUGUGGCGACCAAGACUACAACACCUAUCACAACGCCCUCUGAAGUUAAAAUACGAACCACAACAGGAUCCACAGCUGGUCCCAGCACCACAGGCUCAGCUGGAGAGGAAACAACCAUCAUCACUACCACCACCAGCACCUCUCCCCCUCAGACUGAAGGUACAACCAUCAUCAUCCCAACAACAAGAGAGCCCACACCAGCCACGAGCACUGCCAGCACCUCCAGGACUACCGAGAGAAGCACCACAAGACCCUCUGCCACCUCUGCUCCAGGAGAAACCUCCACAGUGGAAACUCAGGCUACAACAUCUCCCACAACGCCCUCUGAAGUUAAAUUAAGAACCACCACAGGAUCCACAGCUGGCCCCACCACCACAGGCUCAGCAGGAGAGGAAACAACCAUCAUCGCUACCACCACCAGCACAUCUCCCCCUCAGACUGAAGGAACGACAACCAUCACCCCACCAACAACAACAGUGUCUACCCCAGCCACCAGCACUGCCAGCACCACCAGGACCACUGCAGGAAGCACCACAAGAGCCUCUGCCACCUCUGCUCCACGAGAAACCUCCACUGUGGCGACCAAGACUACAACACCUAUCACAACGCCCUCUGAAGUUAAAAUACGAACCACAACAGGAUCCACAGCUGGCCCCAGCACCACAGGCUCAGCUGGAGAGGAAACAACCAUCAUCACUACCACCACCAGCACCUCUCCCCCUCAGACUGAAGGUACAACCAUCAUCAUCCCAACAACAAGAGAGCCCACACCAGCCAUGAGCACUGCCAGCACCUCCAGGACUACCGAGAGAAUCACCACAAGACCCUCUGCCACCUCUGCUCCAGGAGAAACGUCCACAGUGGAAACUCAGGCUACAACAUCUCCCACAACACCCUCUGAAGUUAAAAUACGAACCACCACAGGAUCCACAGCAGGCCUCAGUACCACAGGCUCAGCCGGACAGGAAACAACCAACAUUGCUACCACCACCAGCACCUCUCCCCCUCAGACUGAAGGAACGACAACCAUCACCCCACCAACAACAACAGUGUCUACCCCAGCCACCAGCACUGCCAGCACCACCAGGACCACUGCAGGAAGCACCACAAGAGCCUCUGCCACCUCUGCUCCACGAGAAACCUCCACUGUGGCAACCGAGACUACAAGACCUCUCACAACAACGUCCAGAGUUAAAAUAAGAACCACAACAGGAAGCACAGCUGGCUCCAGCACCACAGGCUCAGUCGAACAGGAAACAACCAUCAUUGCUACCACCACCAGCACCUCUCCCCCUCAGACUGAAGGUACAACCACCAUCACCCCACCCACAACAACAGUGUCUACCCCAGCCACCAGCACUGCCAGCACCUCCAGGACCACUGCAGGAAGCACCACAAGAACCUCUGCCACCUCUGCUCCUCGAGAAACCUCCACUGUGGCGACCGAGACAACAACACCUAUCACAACGCCCUCUGAAGUUAAAAUACGAACCACAACAGGAAGCACAGCUGGCCCCAGCACCACAGGCUCAGCUGGAGAGGAAACAACCAUCAUUGCUACCACCACCAGCACCUCUCCCCCUCAGACUGAAGGUACAACCAUCAUCAUCCCAACAACAAGAGAGCCCACACCAGCCACGAGCACUGCCAGCACCUCCAGGACUACCGAGAGAAUCACCACAAGACCCUCUGCCACCUCUGCUCCAGGAGAAACGUCCACAGUGGAAACUCAGGCUACAACAUCUCCCACAACACCCUCUGAAGUUAAAAUACGAACCACCACAGGAUCCACAGCAGGCCCCACCACCACAGGCUCAGCAGGAGAGGAAACAACCAUCAUCGCUACCACCACCAGCACAUCUCCCCCUCAGACUGAAGGAACGACCACCAUUACCCCACCCACAACAACUGUGUCUAACCCAGCCACCAGCACUGCCAGCACCACCAGGACCACUGCAGGAAGCACCACAAGAGCCUCUGCCACCUCUGCUCCACGAGAAACCUCCACUGUGGCAACCCAGGCUACAACAUCUCCCACAACACCCUCUGAAGUUAAAAUAAGAACCACCACAGGAACCACAGCUGGCCCCAGCACCACAGGCUCAGCUGGAGAGGAAACAACCAUCAUCACUACCACCACCAGCACCUCUCCCCCUCAGACUGAAGGUACAACCAUCAUCAUCCCAACAACAAGAAAGCCCACACCAGCCACGAGCACUGCCAGCACCUCCAGGACUACCGAGAGAAUCACCACAAGACCCUCUGCCACCUCUGCUCCAGGAGAAACCUCCACUGUGGCAACCCAGGCUACAACAUCUCCCACAACACCCUCUGAAGUUAAAAUACGAACCACCACAGGAUCCACAGCAGGCCCCAGCACCACAGGCUCAGCCGGACAGGAAACAACCAACAUUGCUACCACCACCAGCACCUCUCCCCCUCAGACUGAAGGAACGACAACCAUCACCCCACCAACAACAACAGUGUCUACCCCAGCCACCAGCACUGCCAGCACCACCAGGACCACUGCAGGAAGCACCACAAGAGCCUCUGCCACCUCUGCUCCACGAGAAACCUCCACUGUGGCAGCCGAGACUACAAGACCUCUCACAACAACGUCCAGAGUUAAAAUAAGAACCACAACAGGAAGCACAGCUGGCUCCAGCACCACAGGCUCAGUCGAACAGGAAACAACCAUCAUUGCUACCACCACCAGCACCUCUCCCCCUCAGACUGAAGGUACAACCACCAUCACCCCACCCACAACAACAGUGUCUACCCCAGCCACCAGCACUGCCAGCACCUCCAGGACCACUGCAGGAAGCACCACAAGAACCUCUGCCACCUCUGCUCCACGAGAAACCUCCACUGUGGCGACCGAGACAACAACACCUAUCACAACGCCCUCUGAAGUUAAAAUACGAACCACAACAGGAAGCACAGCUGGCCCCAGCACCACAGGCUCAGCUGGAGAGGAAACAACCAUCAUUGCUACCACCACCAGCACCUCUCCCCCUCAGACUGAAGGUACAAUCAUCAUCAUCCCAACAACAAGAGAGCCCACACCAGCCACGAGCACUGCCAGCACCUCCAGGACUACCGAGAGAAGCACCACAAGACCCUCUGCCACCUCUGCUCCAGGAGAAACGUCCACAGUGGAAACUCAGGCUACCACAUCUCCCACAACACCCUCUGAAGUUAAAAUACGAACCACCACAGGAUCCACAGCAGGCCCCACCACCACAGGCUCAGCAGGAGAGGAAACAACCAUCAUCGCUACCACCACCAGCACAUCUCCCCCUCAGACUGAAGGAACGACCACCAUUACCCCACCCACAACAACAGGGCCCACGCCAGCCACCACCACAAUCCGCAUCUCCAAUAGCACAGACAACUGCGUGGUGGAGCGCUGUGCCUGGACACAGUGGUUUAAUGUGGACUCCCCUACUCCAGGCAGUGAAAAUGGAGAUUCAGAGACAUUUGAAAACAUCAGAGCUGCUGGGUAUGAAUUGUGUGAUAAGCCUCAAGACAUCAAGUGCCGAGCUAAAGACUACCCAGACUCAAUUGUAAAAAUAAUGGAACAGAAAUUUGACUGCAGCCUUGACAGGGGGCUUGUGUGCAGAAAUAAGGACCAGACUCUCAAGUACCCCACGUGCUUUGACUACGAGGUCUCAGUGCUGUGCUGUGACCGAAAACACUGCCAGACAACAGUACCAACCACAGCAACCACUGUAAGCACCUCCACAACACACAUCCCAGCAGAAACCACCACAAUAGAAACACGACCUGCAGAAACACCAACUGCUGUCAGCACACUUCCACAGCAAGUAAUAACAACCACCGUAGGAACAACAAGUACCCUCUCACCACAAGGAACCACCAUUGUCACCCCAAGGUACACAGAGCCAAUGAAAAUAAAAACCACCACAGGAACCACUGCUGGCCCCAGUACCACGGGCUCAGCUGGACAGGAAACAACCGUCAUUUCUACCCCCACCAGCACCUUUCACCCUUGGAGUGAAGGUACAACCAUCAUCAUCCCAACAACAACAGUGCCUACUCCUGCCACCAGCACUGCCAGCACCUCCACAACCACCUGGGAAAGCAGCACUCUAUCUACAGAAAAAACUCUUCAAACGGUACUAUCCACUGUUGCUAUUCAAACAACAUCAACAAUUGCUGCCUCCACCCGUGAAAUAAAAUUGAAAACCACCACUGGCACAACGGUGGCCCCCAGCACCACAGGCUCAGCCAGAGAGGAAACAACUGUCAUCACUACCACCACCAGCACCUCUCCCCCUCAGACUGAAGGCACAACCACCAUCACCCCACCCACAACAACAGUGUCUACCCCAGCCACAAGCACUGCCAGCACCUCCAGGACUACUAAGAGAAGCACCACAACAGCCUCUGCCACCUCUGCUCCAGGAGAAACAUCCACAGUGGCAACCCAGGCUACAACAUCUCCCACAACACCCUCUGAUGUUAAAAUAAGAACCACCACAGGCACCACAGCUGGCCCCAGCACCACAGGCUCAGGUAGAGAGGAAACCACCAUCAUCACUACCACCACCAGCCCUGCCUCCACUUCACCUGAAAUAAGAUUAAUAACCACUUCUGGCCCCUCUUCUGUGCUCACUACAACUCUUCCUCAGUCUGGAAUUACCACAGGUAAAUUCUUAUAA